Zeugodacus cucurbitae (melon fly) is the source of this 1102-nucleotide messenger RNA. RefSeq lists its product as uncharacterized. The transcript has 4 exons. Lineage: Eukaryota; Metazoa; Arthropoda; Insecta; Diptera; Tephritidae. The record is from RefSeq and is a predicted model, not a curated record. The coding region runs from base 634 to 984 and encodes 116 amino acids.
CACUGGAAUUCAUUAAGUGUCUUACCACAAGUCUCUUAGUACCUCCAAAAGCACGCAGCCGACACCGACAAUCAACCAACUACCCCAGUGUACGACGGACGGAUCGUUUGAACGCCUGACCAAACCGCACGUCUGCCCCAGUGAACACGUAAAAAUUUUGAAAUUGUACAAAGUACGAAUCGAAGGAGUGCAAAGCCAAUUGUGAUUGCUACAGAUAAAGGCACCGCGCGGUUAACUUCAAAAAAAUAUAUAUUAUAUAUCUAUUAUAUAUUUUUACCACGAAACCAAAUACGUAAACAAAAAAUAGUAUUUGCUAUAAUUUUUGUUUUAAACCCAAAGUGCAACUUGGCUGUUUACACACCUACAUAUAGAUAUAUGUACGAACAAGUGUGCUUUUGAAGCGUAGCGAAAAUACGAGAAAAUAGUAAAUAUCCAAAGCAAAUAGCAACGAAAUUUGUGGUGUUAAAUAAAAGUGUGCAUAAUUUGCAUAAAAAGUGCGGAAAAGUGUUUGAUGCAUUGUUGUUGCAGCUGUUGCUUUUGAAAAAGAGUUCAUACAGCUAUUAUUGUGAUUUGUGCAUUUCUUGUGUACAACUUGUAAUCCCUGUGGAUACGCAGCCAAUUUGCUCCAUAAAAAUGAAAUUCUUAACUUCCUUAUUUGCCAUCUGCAUGAGUCUGGCUCUGGUCGCCGGUCAACGGUUCUUCCCAAUACCCACAGACUUCAACUUCAAUUCUUUGGGAUCUCCAAAUGCUAUCCGAGAUGGACGCAAUAACCGAGGUCCCGUGCUUUUCCCGCCAUCACCACCAAAUCAAUUCGAUGAGAGCAGCGGCGUGAUAGUUGGCGCUUCCGGUUAUGGCUUUGUGCCACCCCAACAACAAAAUUCUGGCGAGACGUACUAUAGCACCGCAUAUCGGGUGCCAGCCGAUUCGUACACCGCAUUCAACUACUUCAGCAAUCCAUAUUCACACCAGUUUACUUUGCUUUAAGCCAAAUGUGGAUAAAAACCAGUCAUAGUUAUAUGUAGUUAUGUGUUAAAUGUUGUAGUUAAAAAAGUUUUAAAUAAAAAUAAAAUGUAUAAAAAUAAUGUUGAUUGAAAUAAAGGAA